UAUUAAAGUGCGAUUUAGUGGCUGGGAUUACGCCCACUGGCUGUGUUCCUCAUUCAAGUCUCCGGAAACUUACAGCACGCGUUAGACGGUACUUGGAGGCCAUGUCUCACCCAGACUCCUUCAUCCAGCGUCAGCAGCUUGACGCCUCCAUGGCUGACACCUUCCUGGAGCAUCUCUGCUUGCUGGACAUUGACCAGGAGCCAAUCACCGCCCGCAACACAAGCAUCAUCUGCACCAUUGGUCCAGCUUCCCAAUCUGUGCCGAACCUCCAGGAGAUGGUGAAGGCUGGGAUGAACAUUGCGAGGCUCAACUUCUCGCAUGGCUCUCAUGAGUACCAUAGAUUAACAAUCAAGAACAUCAGGGAAGCUAUGGAGACCCUGACCUCGGACCCUCUGUACUACCGUCCUGUUGCCAUCGCACUUGACACCAAAGGUCCAGAGAUACGUACCGGGCUCGUUAGAGGGCGACCGGAUGAUGAGGUGGAGCUGAAGAAGGGGGAACUGGUGCGAGUGGUGACAGCGGAGGCCGACAGGGACAAGACAGACGGGAAGAUCAUUUGGGUCGAUUACCCUGGUCUGCCCCGUGUCGUCAAGAAGGGUGGAAGGAUCUUUAUUGAUGACGGACUCAUUGGGCUGAAAAUUCUGGAGAUAGGGUCGGACUGGGCACAGGCGCAGGUGGAGAGCGGAGGUGUGCUCUGUAGCAGAAAGGGGGUGAACCUUCCCGGGGCGGAGAUGGUGGACCUGCCGGCAGUGGGCCUGCAGGAUGAGGCCGACCUGCGCUUUGGGGUGGCGCAGGGAAUCGACAUGGUGUUUGCCAGCUUUGUCCGCUGCGCGGAGGAUGUGCGGGCUGUGAGACGGGCCCUCGGCGAACAGGGCCAAGACAUCAAGGUAGUCAGCAAGGUGGAGAGUCGGCAGGGCGUCCGCAACUUUGACGAGAUCCUUGCAGAAAGCGACGGCGUGAUGGUGGCUCGUGGAGACCUGGGCAUAGAGAUCCCUGCUGAGAAGGUCUUCAUUGCCCAGAAGAUGAUGAUUGGCCGGUGCAACUCGAUGGGGAAGCCUGUCAUCUGUGCGACUCAGAUGCUGGAGAGCAUGGUGCAUCACCCCCGUCCAACCCGGGCAGAGGGCAGCGACGUGGCCAAUGCCGUGCUGGAUGGGGCAGACUGCUUAAUGCUGUCAGCGGAGACCGCCAAAGGACGCCACCCAGUGGAAGCUGUGGCAAUGAUGCACUCGAUCUGUCGGGAGGCGGAGGCUGCCAUCUUCCACCAGCAGCUUUUUGAGGAGCUCCGCCGCCUGACGCCGCUCAGCUCUGACCCUACAGAAGUGAUAGCUAUUGGGGCCGUCGAGUCCUCCUUCAAGUGCUGCGCUGGUGCUAUUGUUGUGCUCACCACCAGCGGCAGGUCUGCGCAGCUGCUGUCCCGGUACCGCCCCCGCUGCCCCAUCAUUGCUGUGACACGCAGUGAGAGGGUGGCCCGGCAGUCCCAGCUCCUCCGGGGGGUCUUCCCUGCCCUGUUCCUGGCUACACUGGCCCCAGUCUGGGAUGAUGACGUCGACAGCAGGGUGACGUUUGGCAUCGAUAUAGGAAAAGCCCGUGGAUUCUUCAAGCCGGGCGACAUGGUCAUUGUGGUGACGGGUUGGAGCCCGGGAUCCGGCCACACCAACAUCAUGAGGGCCAUCACUGUUCCCUAAAUACAGCUGGGUCCUGUCCAGCUGAUCAGCCGAUAAGAGGCUCGAAUAAGCAGGGAAUCCUGGACUGCCUGGCAGACCAUAAACAUAACCUGAUUGACAUCGACUUUAAUGUGCUGUCUGACGGGAACCCAGGACACUGAUUCACAUCAAUAAACAUGGCGAGUGAAACGAGUGACUGAUACUGAUACACUAGCUGUCCCUUGUCAUUAAAGCUUUUAAUACUUAA
Messenger RNA from Paramormyrops kingsleyae, 1911 nucleotides. RefSeq names its product pyruvate kinase L/R (gene pklr). Gene Ontology annotation, biological process: glycolytic process. Gene Ontology annotation, molecular function: potassium ion binding; magnesium ion binding; pyruvate kinase activity. The record is from RefSeq and is a predicted model, not a curated record. Lineage: Eukaryota; Metazoa; Chordata; Actinopteri; Osteoglossiformes; Mormyridae.